GCUGCCGCAGCUGUUGCAGCUGCCACAACACAACAAAAAAGAGCGCGCGUGCGAGCGAGAAGACAGAAACUGCCACAAAUGUUGCCGCCACGGCUGCUGCGCUUGCGGCUGUUGCGUGUGCCGUUGCAUUUAAUGGAAUUGCGCAUUUUGCUGCUCUGCCUGCCCACCUUGCUGCUGGCCACAACGCUGGAAACAGACCAAAAGUCAAUACUCACAGAUAACGAUUGGAAGAAGCUAUGGACGCGCAAUGGCAUAAAUGCCGAUUCAAAAUUGGAUAAUAAUCUCGACUCCAGCGACAGUCCCAUGUUCGAGGACAGCGAGCUGAUGGCGCAUAACACAACCGUCCAACUGGGGGGCACCGCCUUUCUUGUCUGCAAAGUAACCGGCGUGGAUCGUGUGGGUGUCAAUUGGAAUCAAAUAUCUUGGAUACGACGCCGGGACUGGCACAUAUUAUCCUCGGGCGCCCAGCUCUACACAAAUGAUGAACGUUUCGCGAUACUCCACUCGCCCGGCUCCAACAUGUGGACGCUGCAGAUAAAGUUUGUACAGCGACGGGAUCACGGCAUGUACGAGUGCCAGGUAUCCACACCCACUGGCAUCAUAUCGCACUUUGUGAAUCUUCAAGUGGUUGUGCCCGAGGCGUUUAUACUAGGCUCUGGUGAACUGCAUGUUGAUAUGGGCUCAACAAUCAAUUUGGUCUGCAUUAUCGAGAAGAGUCCCACACCACCGCAGUACGUGUACUGGCAAAAAAAUGAUCGUCUCAUCAACUACUAUGACUCGAGGCGAGACAUAUCCAUUGAAACGACACCGGGUCCACGUACACAGAGUCGCCUCAUUAUACGCGAGCCCCAAAUCACCGAUUCUGGCAACUACACCUGCUCUGCCAGCAACACCGAGCCAGCUAGCAUUUAUGUCUUUGUAUCAAAAGGCGACAAUAUGGCUGCCAUAUCGAGGCGCAAAACUUCCUCGGCCGAUCGCAUUACGCACAUAUUUAGGUCAAUGCUGGCGCCCUGUCUGCUGCUAAACACGGUUGUCGUUAGACGCAUUUUCUUAACCUAAGCAACUUAAAAUACAAAAUACAAAAUUGCAGCGCAAAAAGC
This is a messenger RNA of Drosophila hydei, 1100 nucleotides long. RefSeq names its product hemicentin-2 (gene dpr12). Gene Ontology annotation, cellular component: neuron projection membrane. The transcript has 8 exons. The annotation marks the transcript as partial. The record is from RefSeq and is a predicted model, not a curated record. Lineage: Eukaryota; Metazoa; Arthropoda; Insecta; Diptera; Drosophilidae. Gene Ontology annotation, biological process: synapse organization.